AUGGACGAAUUCCUCGCCACGCCACACUGCUUAGCCGGCACACGUGGCUCUGACAAAAUGGCGCCCGGCUUGCCGGGAUCGAGCAGCAGGGCGAGCUCAGCACAAGAAUCACCACGAAGGGAUGCCCUCACCCAAAUGUCGCUGGAAUUGGCGGCGAUCUCCGCAAACAUGCUGACUAGGCAGGACAAGAAGGAGCUCGUGGCUGACCUCCGCUCAGCUAUCCGGGAGGAGGUGGCUGCAGUUCGACAAGACCUCACAGCGCUGGAACACCGGGUAGAUGAACUGGAGGUCCAACGAUUGCAGGCUGAACAACAACAACGGGCGACCGACCUGGCAACCUCGAGGCAAGGUAACCUCCUUCUGGAGCUCAGACGCCAGGUGGAAGAUCUGGAGAAUCGCGGUCGGCGCAAUAACAUCCGCGUCCGAGGCCUGCCGGAAUCUGAAGGGGAAUCACCAAGGGAGAUACUAGAGGGCCUGUUCACACAAGUACUGGGGGAAGAAGCACCACCGGAUUUCGGUUUGGAGCGUGCCCACCGUGCACUCCGACCCCCAAGGAGAGAUGGCCUCCCUAGGGACCUGGUAUGCUGCUUCCAAUCGUUCCAGCUGAAGGAAACAAUCAUGAGGGCGGCUAGAACGCAGCGCACCAUUACAUACAUGGACUCUAGGGUCUCCUUGUACCACGACCUGUCCCCCCUCACCCUUGAUGCCAGACGAGUUCUGAAGCCACUCACAGGCCUCUUACAGCAGAAACGGAUCCCAUAUAAAUGGGGAUUUCCGUUUAGCCUACAGGCCAGAGUGAAUAACCGUUGGCUGGCAGUCCGCUGGCCUAACGAUGUGCCCAGAUUCCUGCGAGCGGCAGGCCUCCCAGAGAUUCCUGUCCCUAACUGGAUAUUGGAAAAUCCACCGACCAGACCCACAGGCCCUACAGUCCCAGCGGAGAAUCUGAUGGAAGAUACCCAGCAGCGUUCUCCGAUACGCCGGGAAGGUCCCAGCGCCUCGGAGGAGUAG
Messenger RNA from Pelobates cultripes (western spadefoot toad), 1008 nucleotides. The record is from the annotation of a GenBank genome assembly. Lineage: Eukaryota; Metazoa; Chordata; Amphibia; Anura; Pelobatidae.